GGCAAUGGCUCCCUCGGCAUCUUACCCCCUGCGACUAUAGCUACCUCGAAAUACCCGCGUCGUUCGAUACGACAUUCUUCGAUCCUUAUAUCCAGACUGUCCCUACCGGCACGGUUUUGCCCAUGCGCACAUGGCCGACUUGACUUCUGGGCCCCGUGACGCGGGCAAAAUUGGCCUCGGCAGGGAAGGGAACAAAGCUCAGAGGGACAAGGGAAACACAGCCAGAAAGGCCCUCAAGCGUCUGUCGUGCGAAACGUGCAGGACUCGAAAGAUUCGGUGUGACCGCCAGCAUCCGAUAUGUGGACGAUGUGCCAGGCUAGGCGACGAGUGUCGCUACUUGGAUCGUGCCAAGGCACCCCUGUCCAAAACGGAAAUGCUGUUGUGUCUGGACGCCAUGAACAGACGGCUCCAACAGGCAGAGGCCAAGAUCGCUUUGCAUGUUAACGAUGACCCGGAACGCACUCCGCCCGCAACAAAUUCCACACAUUCCAUGUCGCCACCGCAGGCGAACAUAGAAGGACUCGCGCCAAUACCAGACCUUUUUGGUGGCUGGUCUGACAUGGAAAUGGAAGAAGACUAUGGCUUCAACUUUGAUGCCCUGUCCUACACCACACCGCUCGAAUACGUAACCGAGACGUUCCAAGCUGUGUCAGGCGCCAGCCAGUUCAACGCUGCAUUUCCUGACAUCGCUCCUCUCUCACUCUGCUACGAAGAGCCUCGAGUGUUCCCUUCUAUCCUGCAGACACUGCAUGCCAGGUACUUUGAGCUCUUCCACCCGUUCAUGCCGCUGGUCAACAAACCCCGGCUCGAAGCCGAGCUGGCCCAGACGCCCCCCUCAAAGGGCGCCCGGGCGCUAUCCACCGCCAUAGCAACGCUCGCAGCCUUCUCCGACCCCGGCCUCGGGUGCCACGUCGACAGGCACUACGACGAAUGCCGCACGCUGCUGGACCUGUGCGAGCGGCAAGCCACCGACGAGUCGCUGGCCAGCAUCAACACGCUGCAGGCGCUCACGGUGCUGGCGCUGUUCGAGUUCAAGCAGCCGUGCUUCGCACGGGCGUGGAUGACGCUCGGGCGCGCCAUCCGGCUAGCCAAGAUGAUGGGCCUCGACCGCGCCCCGGCUGCUGCUCCCGGGCGCCACAACGCGAGCGCCGUCGGCGAGCGGUGGAGCGCCGCAAAGAUGCAGGCGUGUCCGCCGCCGCUCGACGCCGCCGCUGCCGAGGAGCGCCGCCGCACGUUCUGGGUGCUGUAUAUCCUCGAAGCGUUCUCGACGACGCAGACGGACGAGGCCCUGACGCUGGAGAUGCCGGUGCACAUCCCGCUGCCGUCGCCGAGCGAGUACCCCGACGGCUCGUCUCUAGCCAGCAUGCCAUCCAUCCACGAGGUCCUCGACGCUCGCACCACCGACAACACCAUACAGCUCUCCCCGCUCGCCGGCAACGCCGUCAUGGUGUGCCUGUACCGGCGGUGCGCCGAGCACAUCACCGCGUCCACAUCCGCAUCCACAUCCGCAUCCGCAUCCGCAUCCGCAUCCGCAUCCGCAUCCACAUCCGAAUCCACAUACGCAUCCCACCAGCACACGCAAGACACCACGGCAGCAGGCUGCUUCUGGGAAACGCACUACGCCAUCGCCGACACCCUCGCGCACUGCCGCCACCACGUCCUCGCCGCACACGACACCGACACCCGAUCGAGCGCCCACGAUGGCAUCGACGGCGCGUGCACGCUGCCGCUGCGCAUGAACCUGGCCGCCGUCGAGAUCAGCCUGCACGAGGCGGCGCUGUCACGAGUCACGCGCGCGCGCGGGACGCUGCCGGCGGCGCUGGCGAGCGAGGCGGCGGGGCGGUGUGCGGUGGCGGCCGACGCGGUGGUGGACGCGGUGCAGCGCGGGCGGUUUGGUCUCGACCUGGCGCCGGGGAACGGGGGUGGGAAUGGGAAUGGGAUUGCGGCUGAAAUUUUCCGGCAGCACGACCGCUUCCUGGUGUGGCCGCUUGCGGCGGCCGCGAGGGUCUAUGCCAGGAUCAUAUCAGCGCAGAAGGGGGAGGGUGUUGUCGAUGGCGAUGCUGGGGUGGCAGAGGCAAGGAGCCAAUUGCGCGUGCUGGCGGAGGCUAUCCGUGACUUGGUCCGGCCCGAGCAUGUCCCGCCGGGGUUGCUGGGUGAGGUGGAUGCGCUGGUGGCGUGAUUUGUGUGUGUUGGUGUUGUAGGAUAAGAGCGCUGUAGGUUGUUAUGAAACUCUCAACUUUCAUCAAAACUUGGAUCUUAUUUAGGUUAGUAAUUCCUAGAGUUAAUUAGGAGAAAAUUGUCUCUUUGUCUAAUUUGGUGGGUGCCAAUUUGGUGGGUGCCGAAUUUGGUGGUGCUCAAUUUGGUGUGUGCCCAAUUUGGUAGGUGCGAGUAAUCAUGGGGAUGAAUGUUAAGGGUCAAGUCGUGCAUCCAUUACGGUAUAGUACGUGUUCUCAUUUUGACUCUAUUCGGUGGCGUAUGGAAAUUUCGCCUAUCAAACGGCUGGUUCAGGGAUUCCAAGGAUCUUCGGAGGUACCUAAAACACCAG
Molecule: messenger RNA, 2545 nt
Organism: Lasiosphaeria miniovina
Lineage: Eukaryota; Fungi; Ascomycota; Sordariomycetes; Sordariales; Lasiosphaeriaceae
Exons: 6
Coding region: 131-2179 (682 amino acids)
Biological process (GO): regulation of DNA-templated transcription; DNA-templated transcription
Cellular component (GO): nucleus
Molecular function (GO): DNA-binding transcription factor activity, RNA polymerase II-specific; DNA binding; zinc ion binding
Source: RefSeq, a predicted model, not a curated record